CCUCCCAUCUUUACUCAUUUGCGUCCCGUUCGACAUGAUCGAUCAUCAACAUGUCAGGAUCUACGUUUCGAAAGACUGAGCUACAAUCGCAAUUUGCGAUGCUCAGGCAACCGGGCAAUUGUCCUGAAGGUGUUUACGUUUCACCUUCCAAAAGUUUAGAUGUAUGGGAUGGAGUGAUAUUCGUGCGGAAAGGGUACUAUCAAGGCGGUGUAUUUCGAUUCAAAAUUCAAUUUACCACCUCUUAUCCUAUACGUGCACCUCUAGUCACAUUUUCCAAAGGAAGUCUUAUUCAUCCUCUCAUCGAUCCUCGCGAUGAUCAUCUCGCUUUGGCUUCAGGUUUUCCCGAAUGGGAUUCAACAAAGGAUAAUGUUGUGAAACUUUUGUUUUAUAUCAAGAACAUUUUCAAAACAUUUCACCUUAAUAAAUUAAAUGACGGUUUGGUUAUAAAUGGAGAAGCAUGGAGAUUAUUUCAAUCUAAUCGUGCCGUUUUUGCAAAGUUGACUUCUCAAUGUGCAACCAUUUCUGCCACUCCAACUAUCCUUUACGAUCAACCGACCAAUAGCACGAAUUCAACAAGAGACUUAGCCAAUCCUUCAUCUUCAAAAGGUGAGAAUCAGGAUAAUGCUUUCGCUUUCCGUCAAUUGAGUGAAGAGGAAAUGAAUGCUAUCCGUCAAGCCCUGUUCGAAGAAGAUCCAUGAUUCUCGACGCGAUAAUAUCACCUGUACAUUAGUCACACAUUAUGAUACCAUUAGAAUCAUCGAGCGAAAUU
This is a messenger RNA of Meira miltonrushii, 769 nucleotides long. Its product is annotated as UBC-like protein. NCBI's taxonomy places the organism in Eukaryota, Fungi, Basidiomycota, Exobasidiomycetes, Exobasidiales, Brachybasidiaceae. The record is from RefSeq and is a predicted model, not a curated record. The coding region runs from base 51 to 698 and encodes 215 amino acids. The transcript has 2 exons.